AUGACAAUCAUCUCUAACGUGAGUUCCCAUCUCUACCUCUUCGUCUUCGGCUCUGCCUCCUGGAGUCGUUUGCGCCUCUGUCUCUUCGUCGUAGCGACUGUGGAUCUUAACAUCACAGCCAUCUCCAACUUGGAGCUUCCUAUUUCAGUUGGACUCUUUCUACAACUAGACUCUUACUUUAGCUGGACUUCUGUUUUAGCUGAGCCUCACUUACUGCAACGUGGUUUUGGAGAUAUUUUCUGCAUAUCCACUCAUUAUGCUGAAUCACCUUUGAGCUGUAAACAUGCUAAGACAUUGGUUCGAUAUCAGUUGCCAAUGGUGGUUAUAGUGUUUAACAAUAGUGGUGUAUAUGGUGGUGACUGGAGGAACCUUGAAGAAAUUACAGGACCUUACAAGGAUGAUCCUGCACCGACUUCUUUUGUUCCUGGUGCUGGAUAUCAUCUUCUACUUGAAGCUUUUGGGGGAAGGGGUUAUCUUGUUGGGACACCUGAUGAACUCAAAUCAGCGCUUUUUGAAGUUUUUCUACACGGAAGACUGUUGUCAUAA
This is a messenger RNA of Ilex paraguariensis (yerba mate), 546 nucleotides long. The record is from the annotation of a GenBank genome assembly. NCBI's taxonomy places the organism in Eukaryota, Viridiplantae, Streptophyta, Magnoliopsida, Aquifoliales, Aquifoliaceae.